UAUACUUUGGCAUGUUGAAUACAAUAAAAAGCUCAUGCAAUGUCCCUCUAAUGACCCAAUGAACCAAGAUAUGAGAUAAAUACGAUUAAGACUCACAACAUUUUAUUACAGGAUUAUCACAGACAAUUCCAUGCCGAUUGAGAGUUGAACAUGAACUUAGCUUGAGGCAAUGUAAUUAGGCCUAAUAAAAUACUUAUUUUGACAAUACAUUAUCUCCAAGCAGUGCAGCAUGUGUGGCGAUAUUAUGCAGCGACUGUGUCAGCACAAUAUGUAGAGCGUGCAGUCCGGGUCCUCUAGUGCUCUCUACCGCUCACUGUACUGUCCAUACAUCAAAAUACUGCUCCAUACAAGUCUCUCUCUCUCUCUCCCUCUCACACACACACACACACUCUCGCUCUCCCUCUCUCUCUUCCUUUAGUCUACUCUAUGCUGACUUUUGAAUUUUCCUCUGCGGGACGCGGGACUCAUUCAUUUGGAAACAGCCUCAUGUGAGCGAGGAGAGAGCACACACCGGGACAUGGAUAUAACUGUCAGGCAUUACACCGCCAACACAUAACCUAGCUUCUGUUCCUGGCGAGUAAAUUUAUAAAGACACCACAGGGCUGUGUCGUUCAUAGAGAAUAUGCAUCUAAAUCGACUUUUUUAUCAGCUGUGCUUUUUGGGCAUGUGUGCCACUGCAGAUACGCAGUCUUCUCAGGAUUCGGAGUUUGAAAUCGUAUUCCCAGAGUUGUUUCCAGACACGAGUCCACCGCCUCCUGAUAAACCAAAUAUCCGAGAGGCUGACGCCAACGCCGGGAGCAGUUCUCGGGAGGUCCGCUCCAUUUCAAAUUGGGAAAGCUACGAAUCGCAUGAACUGUACCACCGGGAACCACCAGGACCGCAAACUAAAGCUGCUUCGGCUCUGCGUCUCAAAAUCCCAGCCUUUGGAAAAGAUCUGGAACUCAUAUUGAAUCGGGAUACGCGUUUCUUGUCCCAGAAAUUCAUGGUAGAGAAGAGACCGAAAGCACGAAAGGCAUCUCCGCGCAACCCGCCAGCUUUCUCAUCUGCCAACGCGGAGGCAGCGUGUUAUUACAGCGGAACUGUUCUCAAUUACGCAGGAUCCAUCGCCUCAUUCAGCACCUGCGCCGGUCUGAUGGGCUUUAUUCAGCUCAAUGAAGAUUUUCUUUUCAUCGAGCCUUUGAAUCACACUCUGGCGGUCACGGGACAUGCCCACCGAGUCUACCGGCGAAGGCGCUCGCUGGCCAAACAGUCUGCGCCCAAAUACUGCGGAGUCAUCCCUGAGAAGCAUAAGAGUAAGAGCAAGAAGCACCAGGAGCCGAGCAGAGGGAAGCGCUACUCCUACAAACUCCAGCAGGAGUACAAUGUGGAGACGCUGGUGGUGGCCGACCCGGCCAUGGUCUCUUACCACGGCUCCGAAGCAGCCAAACGGUUCAUACUCACCAUCAUGAACAUGGUCUUUAACCUGUUCCAACACAAGAGCCUUGGCAUCCAGAUCAAUAUCCGAUUAACCAAACUGGUUCUGCUCUCCGAGACACCACCAGACAUGUACAUAGGGCACCAUGGGGAGAAGAUGCUGGAGAGCUUCUGCCGAUGGCAGCAGGAGGAGUACGGCAGGAAGAGCAUGAUGUCCGACUUCAGUGCCAGAUGGAGAGAUGACCCUCCCUCGGUGGACUCGGCCAUCUUCAUCACGAGGAAGGACUUCUGCGUCCAUAAGGAUGAACCCUGCGACACAGUGGGGAUCGCGUACCUCAGCGGCAUGUGCACGGAGAAGAGGAAGUGCAUUCUCGCCGAGGACAACGGCCUCAGCCUGGCCUUCACCAUCGCCCACGAGAUGGGCCACAACAUGGGGGUGAGCCACGACAACGACCACCCGGCGUGCGCCGACGGCCUCCACAUCAUGUCCGGCGAGUGGAUCAAAGGACAGAACCCGGGAGACGUGUCCUGGUCCACCUGCAGCCGCGAGGACGUGGAGAAGUUCCUCAGGUCCAAGGCGAGCAGUUGUCUGCUGCAGACAGACCCGCUCAGUCUAAACUCGGUCAUCUUGCCAUCCAAACUCCCAGGCGCUGCCUACACGGCCGAUGAGCAGUGUCAGAUCCUCUUCGGGCCGUCCGCCGCACACUGUGAGAAGAUGCAGUAUGUGAUGUGCUCUGGGCUUUGGUGCCACGUGGAUGGAGAGAAGGACUGCAAAACCAAACUGGACCCCCCCAUGGACGGAACUGAGUGUGACACCGGAAAGUGGUGCCGGGCUGGUGAGUGUGUGAGCCGAGUGGUGCCGCCAGAACCAACACCAGGAGUGUGGGCCUCCUGGGGCCCCUGGGGAACCUGCAGCCGGACCUGCGGCAGCGGCAUCAGUGCCCGACAGCGCAGGUGUGAGAGCUCCAGGUCUGGUGGGAAAGGGCAGCAGUGCCUGGGGGCGGGCAUGCAGUACCGGCUGUGUGAGAACCAGCCAUGCCCCGCUGGCACCCCCAGCUUCAGGGAGCAGCAGUGCCAGACAUUCAACCGCCUCGCCCUCAGCUGGUACGCUGUCAUGGACGACGAGAGGCCAUGCACCCUCUUCUGUUCCUCCUCUGGUAAAGAGCAGCCCAUGCUAUUAGCCGAGAAGGUCCUGGAUGGCACCUCAUGUGGAACCCUGGAAUCUGGCAUCUGUGCCAAUGGAACGUGUCAGAAAGUGGGGUGUGAUGGUAUCCUGGGCUCCCUGGCCAGAGAAGACCACUGUGGCGUCUGCAAUGGGAACGGCAAGUCCUGCAAAGUCAUCAAGGGGGACUUCAACCACACUCGCGGAACAGCAGGUUAUGUGGAAGCAGUGGUCAUCCCUAAAGGCCGGAGAAUACGUGUGGUGGAGGAGAAGCCAGCACAGAGUUACCUGGCACUGAAGGAUGCCGGCAAGCACUCGAUCAACAGCGACUGGAAGAUCGAGCACCCGGGCACGUUCAACAUCGCCGGCACCACCGUUCACUACGUCCGCCGGGGACUCUGGGAGAAGAUGUCUGCCAAGGGGCCCACCACUUCCCCUCUGCAUCUUAUGGUGCUGCUCUUUAAUGACCAGAACUACGGGAUCCACUACGAGUACACCAUUCCAGCCGACCCCAGUCCAGAGCCCAAGGCGCCACCGGUACCCCGGCCUAGUGAGCCGCUCUUCAUGUGGACGCACUCGGGCUGGGAGGACUGUCAUGCGGUGUGUGGAGGAGGUGAAAGGAAGACUAUUGUCGCUUGCACCAAAAUUGUCAACAAAACAAACAGUGUGGUGGACAGCCGUAAGUGUCGUCACCUGACCAAACCGGAGCCCCAAGUGCGCAAGUGCAACGAGCAGCCCUGCCAAACAAGGUGGAUGACGACGGACUGGACGGCCUGCUCGCGCACCUGUGGGAAGGGCUCCCAGAACCGGCAGGUGGCCUGCACCCAGCAGCUGCCCAACGGCACGCAGGUCAAGGCCCGAGACCGUGACUGCGCUGGCCAAAAGCCGGCCGCCUUGCAGCGCUGCGAGGGCCAGGACUGCCUGACCGUCUGGGAGGCGGGUGUGUGGUCCGAGUGCUCAGCCAAGUGCGGGCAGGGAGCGCGGCAUCGCCUGGUGAAGUGCACCAACCCACGUAAGAAGUGUGACCUGAGUACGCUCCCACGCGAGGUGGAGGAGUGCGAGGACUACUCCAAGUGCUACAUCUGGAGGACUGGGGACUGGGCCAAGUGCUCUGUCACCUGCGGGAAAGGAAUGCAAUCCCGAGUCAUCCAAUGCAUGCACAAGAUCACCGGGCGCCACGGCAACGAGUGUUUUUCGUCUGAGAAACCAGCUGCGUACCGACCCUGCCAGCAGCAGCCCUGCAACGAGAAGAUCAACGUCAACACCAUCACCUCGCCGCGUUUAGCUGCCCUGACGUUUAAGUGCCUGCGGGACCAGUGGCCGGUGUACUGCAAGGUCAUCCGGGAGAAAAACCUCUGCACGGACAUGCGUUGGUACCAGCGCUGCUGCGAGACGUGCCGGGACUUUUACGCACAGAAAAUGCAGCAGAAGAGUUGACCUGCACUCCCCCUACUUCCCGCAGUCCCCAACCCAUCUCCCCUCCACACCCUCAGACAGAAAGGUUCUCCGCUUGUCCCCUUUAAAGGAACCCUGGUUGGUUCUGGCUAGAACCAUCUGGUGAACAGCUGAUUGUUGAAGGAUGGAGGCCCUUGUUUUGGGUAUCAGCUGCAAUAGUUAAGAGAUAUUGAACAACUUGUCUUGUCAGGAAACUCUUAGAGCUCCAGCAACCUUAAGAGUUGCGACAGUGUAAGUUGAACGUAAAAUUGGACCUGUAAGGGUUUUGCGAUCGGCACAAGCCAAAUGAGCCUGUUGUUCUGGGAGUGUGGGGAUGAAAACACAUCUAGCCUUUUGGACUAGCGCUUGGCAUUUAGUUACUAUGUUGUUUGCGAUCUUCAUUCAAAGAGUGUAUGCACUGCCUUUAGGGUCAGUACCACUCGUGUCUAAUGUAAGCUCAUAUUAUUUAUCAUGGAAGUAUUUCAGUAGUGUUGAAUGUUUCCUCUCAAAGUAAAAAUCCAGUCCAUGUACACUUGUCCAAACAGCUAGAUAGUCUUUGUGACUAUGUCACAAUGUACAAUGUGUUGUACAAAGGAUGCUUUCUGAUAACCCCAAUAUAGCAAUGAAGUUAUGUCAUAUAAAGUUCUGAUUGGCUGAGAUGAGUGAGUGACAUCAUUUUAUGAUAACGCCGUUCUGACUGUGUACCAUUGUAAGCAAGUCUGCCUGUUUGUUUUGUGCAUAGGUGCAGGACACCAGUGCCAGUGUUCCUUCUGUAGAAGGACGUCACACAGUCUUAUGGGUUAGAAAAACACAGGCCUACUCACAAACAAAUUGGGUUUUCGGCGAAAGUGCCAACAUAAAUUUCCUUUAGGAAACCAAUUAUUCUACCAAAGGAAUGCCAUUGUUUAUUACAUAUAACUAAUCCACCACUGAUUGAUGGCAGUAAAUACACAUGAAAAAUACAUUGUAAGCUAUACUCAGCCACUGGAUCUGACUUCUCCUGAGACCAAAUGCCAAGCACUAGGGUCAUCUCACCCUCCUCCUCCCUUAUUUAUGACAGAUGCACUUCUCAAUGACGCAUCACACAGAACUCACCUGAUACGAACCACACCACAGGUAAAAAGCACUGUUAUUUAUGUAUAUAUUUUAUACAAAAGAAAGCUUGGUUCUUUAGCUAUGCAUAUGGGUAAGCAGGUGAUACCAGUAGCGAGCACAUCAAGACAAAUAGCUGAACAUCUGUGUUACUUGUUUGGAUCACGACAAUCCAUUGGUUCACUAGUAAUCAUGUAUACUGUAAAGUUUGUUAUGUUUUAGUUUCAGAAUACUGAAUUGGUGCUAACGUUUGUGUUUUUGUUUAUUUGUUUUUCUUUUUUGCAUAUAUUUUUGUCAUCCAUACAGUAUAUGUAUACUUUAUAGCAUUGCAUUUGAUGGAAAUAAUCUAAAGGUGCCAGUUCUUUGAGGGUUUGAUAUUGUGAUUCAAAGGACAGCCUGGCAAACUUUGCCAUAUUUGCAUUUAAUUAUGUCACAUCGACUGGAAGAAUUUAAUGGAAAUGAUAGGUCAUAUUCUGAAUCAAUAUAGACUGAUUAAAUUUAAUCAAACACAAACGCCCUCUCUCAGUGCAAAGCCAUGCCAUCGAAGGGGCUUAAUUCAGCCUUAACUGAUAAUAUCGCUCAAUAAUCCGACUCUUCCGUGGCAUGACAAACCACUAUUAUCAAUGUGUAAUUCAGCUCUGUAAAGUUUUAAAUUUCCCUGAGUUAUCUAUCAAAUGGGGCAUUUCAACCAUUUCACACAAGUUUGAUUUCUAACACGCACAUUAUUUUUCAAACAAUUAUCUCUCAUUUCAUGCCUCGUUGGUUGCCAUGCAUCAUUUUAAAUUGCAAUGUGGUUAAUUCAACAGCCUUGCUAACAACAGGAACCAAAAAUAGUGCUACUUUGUCAGUGAAAAGGGCUUAAGGAGAAGAACUUUUAGUCCUCAGUUUCUGCUAGGUGCUAUCACACAAUGUCUAUAAUCACUGUAAUAUAUGGGAUGCAGUUUGUAAAACAUUGCACAUUAUUUUAUCCAGCACAGUUUUUGCACAUGUAAUAUUGCCAAAUGUAAAAGAAAUGCACUACAAUUUUAAACUGUAACUUUUUUCAUACAGUACAUGUUUAGGAAAAUUGCUGCAAAUCUGCCAAGCAUAGUAUUUAUGAAAGAAUAUUAAAUGUGCAAAAUCUGUGGAGGAUAGAACAAUGUACAGUGUUUUACAAACAGCUCCCCAUGGCAACAUAAUGAUCUGAAAACAAAUGUACAGUGUAAACUGAUCAUUUGAAAACAACAUGUUGGCACUUUCACCACUGGUUUUGAGAUCGACAUUUGAAAUGAAAUUGCCUCAUUUAGUUUCACGUAUACAUGUAGCCAACAUCUGCACAUGCUUCAGAAGUUUGAUUGUACAUGAUUAUACUGACAAAAAAUUACCAUUAGUUUAAAUAAACAACAUUGAUUUUUUCUAAUUAUAAUAAAAGCAUUUGCAUUAGAAAAUCAACCACACAUCACAUUCAUUAGAUAUAUAAAGCAAAACACGUUGAACGCCAAACAAAAAACUUUCUGUGCCAGCUGAAAUAAAUCUGACAAUUUAUUGUUCAAAAUCAAUUUUGACUAUAAAUUAAAAAUAUAUAUAUAUAUAUAAAAUAUAUUUAGAUGCUUAACAUUCAACUCAGUUUAUCUCAAUUCCUCUAGAAUAAACAUUGAAAUGUACCUUGCUCUUGUUUCCGUGCUAUCUUUUCCUAACUUGCACCCAAAUGGGCCUUUUCCAAAGGCCAACUGCAUCCCAUUUCUUCCCAGAAAGGGUAACUGGCAUAUGAAAAGAUUUUACCCCACCACAUUUGGGUAAGCUCAGUGGUUAGGAGUGAAAAAUGAUCCAAUUUUGUCUGUGGCCAUCAGGUUCAUCUUCAGAGGGGUUUCAGUUUUUUAGCUCUCUUUCCUAAUGUGCUGUGUAGAAUCAAGAUUGAGAUUUCCAGGUACCUUCACCCUCUAUACAAAUGCUAUUGUCUAUCUUGGCCUUUUUUCUGUCCCCCCCACAAUGCUCCAUUUCAUAUUAUUACUGUACAGCUUUACAUAAUAAAGUUCUCAUGGUCAGUCAUACUACCAUUCAAUACAACACGGUGCUAUAUAUACACAAAAGUUUUUUAUAUGUACUGUAUGUUGAAUAAUGAAUAUAUCAUAUAAUGAAAAUCUGCUGUGAUGCUCCUUAGUAGUGUCACAUGAUAACUGUAAUUUAUGACUGAGUUUUGCAGGCAUUAUGACAGGCUGGUGCAGAGAAAGUGUACUGUAAUUGAUUUUUCUCGGCCAUGUUUUGUAUGUGUGUCCUCUAGUAGUACUGUUGGAGGCCACAUUGCCCAUUGACUGUCUGUAUUUUUGUAUUUUUAUUAUUAUUUUACAGUACAGCGGUGUUAUACAAGCUACAAGCUGCUUCUUUCUUUCUUUUUUUUUACUGGGUUGGCAUUUUUGUUCUGCUGCACAUGAAACAAUAGAGUUCACUUGACAUGCAAAUGUGUAUCUGUCAUUUCAAAAAUGUCAAUUGUCACCCUGUACUUGAAGAGGAAAAAGAAAAAUGGAGAAUUUUUUAUUUUUUUGAGGGGGGGAAGAACACUGUACAUGUUAACACUGAUUUGCUUUAGGUCUGAUGGAGGCUUUUCAGUGCCAUCAGUUCUGCCAAGUCUACAGCGUUUUAUUGUUGCUCAAUAUUCUCCGCAUCAGAUGCUCAAUUAGAAAUAUUGGAUCUGUGCUUUCAAAAAAGAACAAGAACGUUGCAUUGAAAUUUAUUCUCUGCUGUUCAAGCUUGCCACAACUGAGGACCGUGGUUUCUCAUAACUAAAUGUACGAAGCAAUGCCUCACACAAUACAUAUUAUAUAUAUAAGAUAUUGCCACAAUGUUGUCUGUCUGUGAGUUAUGUAUGAGUCACAUGCUGUUGUUUU
Messenger RNA from Alosa alosa (allis shad), 7965 nucleotides. It is a transcript of the gene adamts17, whose product is annotated as ADAM metallopeptidase with thrombospondin type 1 motif, 17. Gene Ontology annotation, biological process: extracellular matrix organization; proteolysis. NCBI's taxonomy places the organism in Eukaryota, Metazoa, Chordata, Actinopteri, Clupeiformes, Clupeidae. The record is from RefSeq and is a predicted model, not a curated record. Gene Ontology annotation, cellular component: extracellular matrix. Gene Ontology annotation, molecular function: metalloendopeptidase activity.